GACGAUGUUUCGUCGCGAGUGGGGGGGGCUUGGCUUUGAGAAUGGUCUGAUUGCGCGAAACCGCCAGGGUCUCUAGCAUCCUUCUCAUCGCCCUCGUCCUCCUCCUUGGAAGCUGCGACUUUCAACACAGUCCCGCCCAUGAUCUGAGACGACUCUCGCGACAUUCAACACACCAAUGGAAGCCAACUGGGACCAAUUCGGUUCCAACCCCGACGAAUGGUCCGAAUGGUUGCGAUUUGAUCCCGGAGAGGCCGUCUCUCCCGACAGUUCGACCAAGACGAGCAACAACUCUCCCAUGCAAGACAUCAACUUCAAUGCCGACCAUUUCCCACCUCUCAAUGUCGACGAAACCCUUGCGCCACCCCUCAUUGUUGGCGACGACGCCAACUUCGGCGACUUCUCCUUCGCCGACGCCGCUUUCGACUUUGGCCAGCCCGACGCCAAAACCGAUGAUUUGCCCUUCCUCUUCGGCGCCGACUCAAACUCUCUACAACCUAUAGUCGACCACUUGAACACCGACCCCAAAGAACCAUCUGCCUCAUCGUCCUCUUUGUGGCCUCCGAUAGGCCAGAACAUCGACGCGCCGGCGCAAAGCGAUCUGCUUGCGCCUAUAAUCCUCGCCAGCAAUGACUAUCCUGCAUCCGGUCCAGCAUCCGUCUCGAGUACAAGCCAACAUCGCAGCAGCCCUGCCUCCACGUCGCAUGCUCGCACAAGCAUAUCAUCCAUAUCUCCAGCGCCGGAACAAGCCGAUCAACCUGUCAAGAAGGGAGGAAGGAAACGCAAAGUGUCACAGAGCGAUGAAGAGCAGCAGAGCCCGGAAGAUGGUGGUCCUCCAAUCAAGAAGACAUCGCACAAUGUUAUCGAGAAGCGAUAUCGCAACAACCUGAACGACAAGAUUGCCGAACUCCGCGAUAGUGUUCCUAGUCUCCGAGCCAUGUCGCGACCAAGCGGCAACGAUGACUCGGAGGACCUCGAGGGCCUGACGCCGGCGCAUAAGCUGAACAAGGCCACAGUACUGGCCAAGGCUACCGAAUACAUCAAACAUCUCGAGAAAAGAGCAAAGACACAGGCAGACGAGCUGACUCAACUCAAAGCUCGCAUGUCCAACAUGGAGAAGGCCAUGUCAAGGUCUGCUGCUGCGAAUCAACACGCUGGAAUCCUUACUCCUGCCAUUGCUCGCUCACGACAAGGCUCCAUCACUUCCCAAGCACCCAGGCGUAUUCAACAAGACCAAUACUUGCAACAGCACUCACAGCCCACCUAUGAGCCCCAGGAACAUGUCGCCGAGCCUGGACAGAACAAUCUCGUCAACGCCCAAGGCGCCGGCAAUGGCUUUGUUGGAAAACUCAUGGUCGGCUCACUGGCUGCUCUCAUGGUUAUGGAAGGCUUCCACGAGCAGGAACAAGAUGCUCACUCUACGUCCGGCAGGGGUCUAUUCGCUGCCCCUAUGCACUUGCUAAAGCGUGGCCAAUUCCUCAGAUCGCCCUCGCAUGCUGCUUAUGGCUCGUCGGCCCAGGCAGCACUUCCUCUGCUCAAGACUUUCUUGGUCUUUGGUGCCUUCAUCUACAUCCUCCUCCCUCUUCUCCGUUUCAAGCCUCAACCUAAACGCAAGCUGUCGAUCCGUGUCUCUCUUACAGCCGCUCCUUCUCUUGCCUCGCCGGUUGAGGUUCGUCGCAAGGCCUGGCUCACCGCUGUACAAAGUGUCUGGAUGCCGCGUCACUUCUUGCUUGAGGUUGUAUCUGUGACAUGCAAGAUGAUCAUGCUUAGUCUGCGUCGUCUCGUUGGCUCCGAGUUCUACUCGCGAGUCUCAGGCAAGACUCCGGACGAUGAAGCUGCUCGUAUCAAGGCAUGGGAUAUUGCCAUUGACGCUCAACUUGCUGGUGGUGAUGCUGAGGUCAGCUACUACCGUCUACUGCUCACUCUCAUGGCUUCUGGUACUCUACCAGACUCGCCAAUUCGUCUCAUGCAAAAAGCCGUCCACUUCCGUAUCUUCUUUUGGGAAGUCGCUAACGCCGGUUACGGCAACAUGUUCAUGUUCCGUGACUUUACAGCCAAGGUUGGCAGGAUCUACUGGGACUCUGCUCGCAAGCAACAGCAUGCUAUCGCUGCUGGCGAGUACACCGAGAAGCAGAUCACAGAUGACAAGAUUGAGAGGCUGCCUGAGUAUCUCGCCGAGUUGAUCGAGCUUGACUGUGAUGACGUCCUGACUGACGAGAUGAUUCAACGCGCAUACAAUCUUGCCUGGAACAGACCCAGCGCUGAGAAGGCCAUCCCCAAUCAGACCAUGGAUAGUGUCGUUGAAGAUCAUGCCAUCAGAUCCCCUCUCGACGCCGUCGCCGCCUGGUUUGCCAACAUGACCGUCGACGCCGCUCUCACUCGUGCUUUGGAUACUGAUACCAAUGCCACUGCUGAUGUGCAAUACCUGGUCGACUUGGCCAACAAGACUGCUCCUCCUGCGUCAGCUACACAGACCCGCGCUCAUGUAGCAAAGGCUGUCGUCCUCGAUCAAAACCGUGGAGCGCACAUCAUCGCCGCCUUGGAAACACUGCCAAUGGUCACAUACAACGAUGGCUUGGACAUGCCCUCAAACAUGAUUACUCAUACACCAAUCUCGCCAGAUACCCACAGCGCCCUGACUCUUGCAAAGAUCCUUUCCAUCGCCUCUCCUACCAACCCCACUCCAGCACGUGCACACGCCGCCUCUGUCCUGUCGUCUAUGCAUCUUAUGCCAAACAGAAUUACCCUACUCACAGCUGUCGCUGCGUUCAAGGUCCUCUCUGCCUUCUCAUCUGAUGCGCUGCUAUUCAACAGUGGAAAGCUUGGCCUGGAUGAUCUGGCUGGUAACCUGAGAGUCUGGAUCGGCACACGUGCAGCCAAGACCGCAGGGUUGACCCGUGAGCAAAAGGCUACAAUCGUCGAAUCAUGCCUGGGUGUCAGCAAGCGCGUUGGAGGCUGGAAAGAAGAGGAAGAAAAGGACAGUGGUUAUGGCAGUCUCGAAGACGUUGAGAGAGAAGCCGCCGUCAAAGCUUAGAGAUUUUGAUGUUGUUUUGUGAUUAGGCGUUUUCGAAAGGUACAGUGUCUCCCAGCAAGAGCUUGGUCGAGACCUGGUAGGGGUAGGAUUGUAUCAUGGCAUUACGGUAUAGACCAGCGGACUAUGGGAUUGAGAAAGGAACAAUGGUGUUUAUUAGGCUAGCUUUAAUGUUUUACGUUCAUACCAUAGCGACGAAUGUAAUUUCUCCACGAUCAA
Aureobasidium pullulans EXF-150 is the source of this 3247-nucleotide messenger RNA. RefSeq lists its product as uncharacterized. NCBI's taxonomy places the organism in Eukaryota, Fungi, Ascomycota, Dothideomycetes, Dothideales, Saccotheciaceae. The transcript has a single exon. Gene Ontology annotation, molecular function: protein dimerization activity. Gene Ontology annotation, biological process: positive regulation of transcription by RNA polymerase II; SREBP signaling pathway. The record is from RefSeq and is a predicted model, not a curated record. Bases 176 to 3031 code for a protein of 951 amino acids.